Molecule: messenger RNA, 1533 nt
Organism: Metopolophium dirhodum (rose-grain aphid)
Lineage: Eukaryota; Metazoa; Arthropoda; Insecta; Hemiptera; Aphididae
Product: putative mediator of RNA polymerase II transcription subunit 26
Exons: 1
Coding region: 1-1533 (510 amino acids)
Biological process (GO): regulation of transcription by RNA polymerase II
Source: RefSeq, a predicted model, not a curated record
AUGGAAGAAAUAUUCCUUCAACAAAGCCACCUUAACAAACCUCUUCAACAAACCCAGUCUAUUCCUCAACAAAGUCAACAAAUGUCUCAGCAACAUAUCCAGCAGCCUCAACAAACACCACAACCCUAUCAGACACAUGCCCAGCAAGUAUCUUCUUCACAGCAACAGCAUCAGCAACAAGCCCCUCAACAAAUGCACCAAGUUGGACAACAAUUACAAGGACCACAAGGUUCACAAAUCCAGCAGAAAUUGCCUCAGCAAACUCAUAAUAUCAAUCAACUUACUCAAAUUACCAAUCAACCGCAACAAAUGCCUCAGUCAAAUAAAAUGCAACAAAUAGCUCAGCAAAGUCAGAAAAUUUCACAUCAACUUCAACAUAUUAUACUACAGAGUCAACAGAUACCCCUACAGACACAAUUACAACAUUCUAAGCAAGUGAAAACCACUCAAAUUCAGCCUCAGUCUCAACAGAUUCCUCAAGAACAACAGAUUAGUCAGAGUCAAAUGAUUCAUCAAAAUAAUCAACAAAUAAAUCAUACGGGGCAAAUGAUUCCUCAGCAAACUCUUAAUCAAGGACAACAGUUAAAUCAACAAAACCAACAAGUUCAACAUCAACAACAACAUCAACAACAAUUAGCCCAUACUAGCCAACCUAGUAAACCAAUGUCUCAACAAAUUCUACAUCCAAAUCAGAGUAUGCCUCAACCAAAUCAAGAACUAACUCAGAAGUUGGGAAUAAGUCAAUCAAAUUCCAAAAUGUCUGUAUCUCAAUCUAAAAACCAACACGCAAUUCAACCACAACAGCCACAACACAUGCAACAAACUAGGCAACAAUAUCAACAACCUCAAAAAAUGAUGCAAUCUCAGCCACAACAAUUGCCAAUGCAAAAUAAUCUCCCCAUUAUGCAUCAGGCAAGUUAUUCACAGGCGCAAAGUUUGAACGCUAUGCAAAUUCAUCAAGCCGUAAUGCAAAUUCCGAAUAACACUGUUACAUCUACUCAGCAGCAACAGCCAGAGGGUCAAUCUAAUAUGAUGAAGCAAUCUCAAAUAUCCACUAGGCCACAAAAUAUCAUACAACCAAAUCCUAUGACCCAACAACAGUUGACAUAUUCACUACAACAUGUGCCUAUUAACACAAACUAUGCUAACAGUAUGCAACAUUUUUAUGUUCCUUCCCAACAACAAAUGGCUCCAUCAUACAAACCUUCAAUGAACACUGUAGAAACUGUCAAAAAAAAAGAAGACAAUAACACUGAAGUUGUUGAUAAUGGAACAACUAACAACGCAAUUACCACUGUAGAAAUCGAUAACAAAAUUGAACAAGCUAUAGAUUUGGUCAAAAGCCAUCUCAUAUAUGCUGUGAGUAAAGAAGUAGAAGUAUUAAAAGAGAAGAUUUCAGAGCUAAUGGAUAAAGUUGGACAAUUAGAAAUAGAAAACUCUAAUCUUAGGAUGCUUGUACCACCAGACAUGUUAGAACAAUACAACCGUGAAAAACAAAAAUCUACAAAUGAUCAGUCUACUCAAAAUCAAUAG